UAAAGUUAUACAACAGCUGGUACUAUCUGUCCUUCUACAAUAUUUUAUUGUAGAAGGAUUAUCUGUCGUUCUACAAUACAAUAUUGAUAAGAAGAAGAUGGAGAUGGCUUGGACAUGUAUUAAGGAAACCAUCUGAUGACAUGACAAAAAUGGCAUUGCGUUGGACACCAAAGGGAAAACGCAAAAGAGGGAGACCCAAAACAACCUGGAGGCGAACCAUCGAAGGAGAGAUGAAGACAAGAGGAUACAGCUGGAACAGCAUUGAGAAGAAAGCAAACAACAGAGAUGAGUGGAGAUCCUUAGUCCGUGCCCUAUGUGCCACCAGGCGCAACAAGGACUAACGAAAUUUGAGCGGCUUCCCGAUCACAGGCAUCACACAGCCAAGAUGGUUAAAAAAGGGAUGGUGCUUAUUGUCGUGCUGGGUGUGACCAGCAUGUCUGUGUUCUGGAGAGUAAACAUGACACCGCCACGCCCCUGUGCUUGUGACAGGUGUUUAUCUGAAGAUGAUUCCUGGUUCACUCAGCGUUUCAACAAAUCUGUUGAACCAUUUCUGUCAGCAAACUACAAUCUGUCAGAGGACGCUUUCAACUGGUGGAAGCGGUUACAGGUUGAACGACGCAGCUUCAGUACCUACAGAAGAACAGUGGACAGGCUGUUCCAGAUGUUCCCACCCAGUCCAGUAGUUAUAGAACCCAGACCUGACCGCUGCAGGACUUGUGCUGUGGUGGGGAACUCUGGGAAUCUGAAGAGAUCACAUUAUGGACCUCUCAUAGAUUUCCAUGACGUCAUCAUACGAAUGAACCGUGGUCAUAUCAAAGGCUAUGAAGCGGAUGUUGGGAGCAGAACAACUCAUCGGGUCAUGUAUCCAGAGAGCGCUGUGGAUUUAGAUAACUCCACCCAUCUAGUGCUGGCUCCAUUUAAGAUACUAGAUCUUGAGUGGGUCAUGAAGGCCCUCACCACUGGAUUCUCUGGAAAGUCAUACGCGGCAAUAAAGUCAAAUAUCAAGGCUAACAAGGAUUUGGUGAUGGUCAUGAACCCAGCUUUCAUGAGGUAUGUUCAUGACAUGUGGCUGCAAAAGAAGGGCAUGUAUCCAUCCACUGGCUUCAUGGGUGUGGUUCUUGCCCUGCACAUUUGUGACGAGGUCCAUGUGUUUGGUUAUGGAGCAGACAGUGAUGGGAACUGGAGCCAUUACUGGGAAAAACUCACAAACAAGAAGUUUAGAACUGGAGGACAUCCUGGGAAUCAUGAGUAUGGGGUCAUCCAGGAGCUAGCUAUGCAACGAAAACUCACGUUUUAUACAGGGUGGUAAUCUUACUCUCAGCAUUUAAAGCCUUAUACAUCUCUUCUGGGACUGACUCCCUUUGCUGCAAACAUUAACCCUUUGUAGAUUAAAACUGUGAGUGGAGAAUCAUCCAGAUCUAUUGAAAGGGAAUAAGCUACAUGUAAAAUAAAUGUGACUGAUCCCGUUGAGGGUGUUUAAGCUACCCAAACUGAGUCAGUGACAUGAAUCUAAGCCAAUGAAAUGUAGGAUAACAACUGUUCUAAGCUGCUGUGUGCAUAUUUUGCUGUGUUUUCAUUGUUUAUUUAUCGUCAUUUUGCGCUGUAUAAAUACAUAAAUUAAGUAGUAAGUUCUGGGUAAAAAAAACAUGUUUGAAUUGAAAUCCGAACAUGGCAGCAUGUUACAAAGCACUGAUUGCUUUUGAUGUGAUGACAUUUUUAAAUAUUUUGUCUGCUGAAUGUUUGGCCUAAUAACAUCAUCUUUUCACUGUGACAAUGUUAAAAUACCAGAACAAAAAUUGCCUUUGGAAGAUUAGCUGUAGGUAAUAGUAGAAGGACUUGAAGUGUUUCCUCAGACACUGAUCUUUGUGUUUUUACACAAUAUAUGUGAAUCUCCUGGUCAUGUCUAUGCAGAUGUCACUUUUGAAGGAGUGACAGAUUAUUUGCUUGUGUUACUGACUGGUAGACAAAAUAUAAAAAUAUAUAUCAAAAAAUGUAUAUACUCUAUAGAUCGAUAGCAAACAGAAUAGACAAGUGGCUCUAUGAUUGUGACACAAUAAUAUUCCAUUAAUAAUAAUAAUAAUACAUUUUAUUUGGUGGCGCCUCUCAAGACACCCAUAAACUUAACUUAUUAACUGAAAGUUAUGGAUAAAAGCUGUGCCCGAAUCUCUUCUUGUUUAUAUGGAAUAAAAAAUGUUGGGUUGGUGAAGUACUUUACCUUAAAGCACAUUUUAGUUUUUGCCUUUUCUUUUGUUUUAGGUGCACUUCCCUCUAUUUUAGUUAUUCUUCUGUAUGUGUUACUUGUUGCUAUUUACAUUUUUUAAUGUUAAGCAUAUUGAAUUUACUUCUAAUGAAAUAUGUUAAUGGAUGUGCCUUAAACUUAACUCAAAUGUUUCCAAUAAAAACUAUGAAUUUGUGUCACAAAUAUUUAGCUUUAGAAGAUAAAUAAAAUGAGUUCAUCACAUUAUGUCACAACUUUAAUUUUUCAUCCAAAGCAAACUGCAAUAAGUGCAUUCAACCUCCACAGGAACAAGAGUUAGAUGGCAGAAAAAUUUACAGAAAGUACUGGAUUGCACCUCAGACAAAAAAACAAGUAUCACACAGAUACAAGGUUUUAGAUUAGGCAA
This is a messenger RNA of Sebastes umbrosus (honeycomb rockfish), 2624 nucleotides long. RefSeq names its product CMP-N-acetylneuraminate-beta-galactosamide-alpha-2,3-sialyltransferase 1-like. Lineage: Eukaryota; Metazoa; Chordata; Actinopteri; Perciformes; Sebastidae. Gene Ontology annotation, molecular function: beta-galactoside (CMP) alpha-2,3-sialyltransferase activity. The record is from RefSeq and is a predicted model, not a curated record. The transcript is spliced from 7 exons. Bases 314 to 1309 code for a protein of 331 amino acids.